Astyanax mexicanus (Mexican tetra) is the source of this 8457-nucleotide messenger RNA. RefSeq names its product bone morphogenetic protein receptor, type II a (serine/threonine kinase) (gene bmpr2a). Gene Ontology annotation, molecular function: transforming growth factor beta receptor activity; ATP binding. The record is from RefSeq and is a predicted model, not a curated record. Gene Ontology annotation, cellular component: signaling receptor complex; plasma membrane. Lineage: Eukaryota; Metazoa; Chordata; Actinopteri; Characiformes; Acestrorhamphidae. Gene Ontology annotation, biological process: vasculature development; cellular response to growth factor stimulus; BMP signaling pathway. The transcript is spliced from 13 exons. The coding region runs from base 877 to 4032 and encodes 1051 amino acids.
GUUCACGAGUCGGUCAUCGCUUGUCUGGAUCAGCAUCUCCAGUGAGGGGAGCGGAGCUGGGGAGACGGGCGGCGGAAGACGAGGCGUUUCCAGCCUGGAGCUCCACUUCCAUCGCCGUUCCUGUUUUUCACAGACUGCCGAGGGAGAAGCGGCACGCAGACCAUGCGGUCUGUCCGGCUAACCUGGCGAGAAAAGGCUGAAAUCUGCCUGGACAAAGCAGAAACGUGGGGCGUGCGGUCAGUGUGAUGGUUAGACUCGCAGGCUGGUAUCUGAAUGGGAGCAGCAGCCUGAGAUUUAUCGCUACCGUCGGGGUUUCUCAUCAGAACGGCCUUUGGGGGCGCAGGAAACGCUGGAUAUCGGUUUAAUCAGAGAUAUAUCUGCUUCAGGAAACUGUGAUAUAGUAGUUUAUGAAGAGGUAUUAUUUGAGGAAGUUGUGUAUUGUAUUUAGUUUGAGAUACGGUAACUUGUUAGUUAGCUAGCUAGCCACUUUUUUUUAAAAGCAUCUAGGCUUUUAAUUCCCUUAUUCAACAAGGGGGAAAUUGGUAAAUACAUUAUUUCAGUGCUCUGACAUUUUCUGAAGACUCCAACUACAAGGCCCUCAACAUAGCUCGUUAUUUAACGCAGAUAAUUAUCUAGUUAACCAGCUGUCUGUCUCUGUGGAGUAUUUUAUUUUAUUUUUUAAACCUUUUUUCCUGGUAUUGAGCUCCAGUUUUUCUUCAGUAUGGGCUUUUUUAAUGCAAGACUUCUUUUUCUUCAGAAAUGUGUCCAAAAGAUUUUUGACAAGUGACUCACAAAGGUUUAACUGUAAAACAGGAAGCUGAACAAAUUAAAACCAGCCUUUUGGUUGUUUGAAGAGGAGAAAUUAAGCAGAGAAACAUGGCAGUGGAUGGCCGGAUAACAGUCUUCGAUAUUGGACUGUUUGCUUUGGUUCUCCUCAGUCCUGUUGCUGCUGCGCAGACGGAGGAGAGGGAGUGUGCGUAUGCGGAGCAGCACAGGUCUCUGGGUGAGCGUCUCGGUGGGGGAGGAGAGGGUCGAGUGUUUCUGGAGAACAGCACUAUUCGCUGCAGUCCGGGCGGCCGCUGCUACGGUCUGUGGGGAAAGACGCAGAACGGAAUCCUCCUGGUUAAACAAGGUUGCUGGGCCUAUAGGGAUGAUCAGCCAGAGUGCCAUGAUGACCACUGCCUAAUAACUAACCCACCUUCCCAAAUCCAAAAUGGCAGCUACCGCUUCUGCUGCUGUAGCAGAGACAUGUGCAACCUCAACUUCACAGAGGACUUCUCAACACCCAGACCCACCACCGCUCGGCCAGUCCAUCCUCGGCCGCUGGACGGGAAGGAGGCUAUCCUGAUCGCUCUGGCAUCUGUCUCUGUGGUGGCAGUACUGGUGGUGCUGCUCUUCUUCAUCUACCGCUUGCUGAGGGGACACGGUAAACAAAGUCUUCAUAACUUGAACAUGCUGGAGGCAGCGUUCUCUCCCCCUUCACUGGACUUGGACAACCUGAAGCUACUUGAGCUGAUUGGCCGUGGCCGGUACGGGGCGGUGUACCGUGGCUGUCUGGACGAGCGUUCUGUGGCGGUUAAAGUUUUCUCCAGCGCUAACCGCCAGCCCUUUAUUAACGAGCGCUCCAUCUACCGUCUCCUUCUGGACCACGACAACAUCGCUCGCUUCCUGGAGAGCGAGGAGCGAAUCGGAACCGAUGGCCGGACUGAGUACCUGCUGCUGCUGGAGUUCUACCCACACGGUUCCCUCUGUACGUAUCUGAGUGCGAGGGAAGUUGACUGGUUGAGCUGCUGCCGCCUCGUUCUCUCUGUCACCAGAGGACUGGCUUACCUGCACACCGAGCUGCUCAGAGGGGAUGUGUAUAAGCCUGCAGUCUCCCACCGGGAUCUGAACAGUAGGAAUGUGCUGGUGAAGGCAGAUGGCUGCUGCGUAAUCAGUGAUUUUGGACUCUCCAUGACUCUAACGGGGAAGAAACAGCCGGGCCAGGCAGAAGAAGACAACACAGCCAUCAGCGAGGUGGGCACAGUGCGGUACAUGGCACCGGAGGUUCUGGAGGGAGCAGUGAAUCUGCGGGAUUGUGAAGCAGCGCUGAAGCAGGUGGACGUGUACGCUCUUGGUCUGCUGCACUGGGAGAGCUUCAUGCGCUGCCUGGACCUCUUUCCAGGUGAAUCAGUGCCAGCGUUUCAGCUGGCCUUUCAGUCUGAGGUGGGGAAUCAUCCGACCAUAGAGGACAUGCAGGCGCUGGUGUCCCGCCACAAACAGAGACCAAAGUUCCCAGAGGCGUGGAAAGAGAACAGUCUGGCGGUGCGGUCACUAAAAGAGACGAUGGAGGACUGCUGGGAUCAGGAUGCAGAGGCUCGGCUUACAGCCCAGUGUGCGGAGGAACGGCUGGCUGAGCUGCUUCUCCUGUGGGAACGCGACAAAUCCAUGAGCCCUGCUCUGAACCGCAGCACUGCACUGCACAAUCACAGAAACUUGUCAAAUGCACACCAAACACCAAAGACUGGACCAUACCCAGAAUUGUCAUCUUCGACCACUGCUGAAGACAGAGAGCGUGCAACUAAACCCGUAUCUCAGAGCAAUGCCGCUACAGAUCCUGCCUCUGUGGGCGGGGUUAACGGUCCAGUGGGCGUGGCUGUGGAGAAGAACAGAAACUGCAUCAACUAUGAGCGGCAGCAGGCUCAGUCACGGCUCUCUGGCACAGACAGCAGCACCCCUACACCUCUGUCUGAGUCCUAUCCGCCCAGCCUGCAGCCACCAGGGGUCAGUGGUGGGGCACCCUGCGCCCAUCUCACCCAGGAGGACCUGGAGACGCCCAAGCUGGACCCGAACGAGGUGCAGCGAAACCUGCGCGAGAGCUCUGACGAGAGCCUGAUGGAGCACUCCCAAAAGCAGUUCUGCUCGCCAGAAACACUGAACCCACAAAGCCCCUUCUAUCCGCUCAUUAAAAUGGCGGCGGAGGUCACUGGGUCGCAGGCUCGGCAUGGAGACGGACCUAUGGGUGUCAUGCCAAAGCAGCAGAACGUCCCCAAGAGGCCCAGCACCUUGAGUCUGAACAUGAGACCUGCAGGGAAGCAGUCCUCUUCAUCUUCAUCAUCAUCUUUAUCUUCGUCAUCCCUGAGACUGAAGUUUGGCAAGCUGGGCAAGAGCAAUCUACGGAAAUCUGAGGGGGGCGUGGCCAGAACUAAAGCCGCUGGGUCGUCAGGUGAAGCACACAUAGUUGCUACGAACAAUAAAAGCAUUUACAAUACCGCAACGACGCACAGUACAACCACAGCAUCCACGCAGGUGCUACCAGCUGGUGCCAGCAGCAGCAGUUCUGCAUCUCAGGGCAAGGUUGGCUCAAGCUCUGACGACAUGACCUUUGGCCUCCUGACCACCAGUCCGGAUGAGCAGGAGCCUCUUCUGCUGAGAGAGGGGCAGCCUGACAACGCCAACAACAACAACAGCAAUAACAAUGCUGGAGAAGGGGAUGGGGACGGAAAAGGAGACUCAGGAGGAGGAGGAGAGAGCAGCGAGAGUGCCGGACCUGCCGGACCUGCCGGGGAGCUACAGUCAUCAUCCGUAACCGAGGCCCAGGGAGCAACUCUGCCGUGCCCGGCUCCUCAACUGGUGAACCCUCAGGUAGAGCCUCAGACCCAGGAAGAACCCCCACCUCAGCCAGUAGAUGUUCCUCAGGGGACGGCUCUGCUAAGGCAGAACCGAGUACGCAGACCUGAGAGACCCAACUCUCUGGAUCUGUCUAUCACUACACUGCCCUUACUGGGAGACCAGUCGCACUGUGACGGGACGGGGGGUUCAGCAGACAAGAUCAAAAAGCGUGUGAAGACACCCUACGCCUUGAAGAAGUGGCGCCCUGCCACCUGGGUCAUCACCACGGAUGCUGAACUGAACAAUAACAGCUGCACUGGAGGGCAGCACCCGGGCCAGGCGGGCACCAGCAGACCCAAAUCAGCCCCCAACGUCUACCUGUGCGGCCGGGGGGGCGUGGCCUCCAGCUUCACCUCUGAUCCCAGUGACUGCAACUUCUGAAUCGCCACCCUGCUAAAACCCACAUCACGCACCACGACACGACUGAUCUGAUACAAGAAAUCAUUUCAGAGCGAGCACACUGACUGUAAAUCUGUACUUUAUAUCAGCACCUCUAUCUUUCCACAUGUAGUUGUGUUAUUUUUUUAUUUUGUUUUAUUUUUGUUUCUUCUCAUGUUGCACUUUUUAAUUUUUUUUUCAUAAAUCUUCUUCUUCACGUUUAUGUUAAGGAAAAACAAUCAUCAAUGUUUUAAUAAGUAUAAAACAGAGCACAUCAUGGUAUGAAAUACAACCCCAAUUCCACAAAAGUUGUAAAGAAAUGUAAAUAAAACAAAAUGCAAUGGUUUCAGGAUUUUAGGCACAAUAAAACAGGGGUUGUUAACAUUAAAAAAAAAUAUUUUAACCCCCACCCUUUGCAAAACAAAUGAUUGCCAGUACUGCUUAAUAUAAAUUAGAGGAUAAUAAUUAAGUGUAUUAAUUUAAUGCGAUGGUUAGGAGGCACAAAGAUGUUCCUUGUGUGGUUUAGUAGGGCUCAGGAUCUCCAAAUACUUUGUAAAACAAAGUUUACAAAGUUUUUGUAAAUUUCUGCACAGUAUCGUCCUAACAGUUCAGUAGAACACCAAAUACAAAGUCUGCCCGAUUCAAUGAAUGGACAAGCCUAAAGUCUCUGUACAUUUUGCAGGAAAUGUCCUUUAAUUAGCAUUACUCUUGCAAUGUUCUCCCAUUCUUGUCUGAUUUCUUUUAUGAUGCACCAGAUUUUUUCUUUUGGUAAAAGGUCUGGACUGCAGACAGGCUAUAGUCCAGCCAUCAUACUUUUGUCUCAUGCAAAUCAAUGCUGUUUUCUAUGGAUUCAGGAUUUGGUUUAGCUUUGUCUUUCUGAUAUUGCAUUCUGUUUUUAUUAACAUUUAUGUACAUUUUACACACUUGGAAUUGGAGUUGUAUAUACCAUAUACAACAAGGUGGCAAAGCUUUAUAUUAGUAAGCAGUGCAAGCCUGGGUAAUGUCAUGUUUAAUUCCAGUAACUAGCACUUGUAUAUUGUAUUGUACUGUCUGUCCUCUGAGCUCGACAGCACUGCAGACUCCUGCACCCUGCACUCAACUCUUCUACUUCAUCUACAGUCUAUGACAAUAUGACAAUGAACAUUAUAUAAAAUGAGCUAUGGACCUUUUUUACUACGUUAAUACUGCACAAAUGGUCUCCUCAUUCCUGUGAGCAUAGAAAACAUCAUGAAAGACAAUCUGCUGCCUUUGCUUUCCGAGGCGUAGCCACCAGUCAAUCAAGCAAGCUCCAAAACCAGGAGGACGAUGUUGAAGGCACAUUAGACAUUCUGGCCUGGUUCAUGUCGCGCAUUAACAUGCAUCCUGGGUGAUCUGAUGAUCACAGAUGAUUGUCAAAAGUCAUAGCCGUUCAUACCCGGCAUUUUAACUGUGUCUCUUGUGAGCAUUUGAUUUUAGAUAUGAUUUUAUCACAUAUUAUUUCCACUGGAGGCGAGGCCAGCUGCAGUAACAGUCUUCCAGUUUUCUUUGGACGGAGUGCUUGGUUCAAAUCCAGGUGAGGCAGCUAGUUUGGCUAGUGUGUUUAUUGUGUAUUCUCGAGCAGGGGCAUCCUUGAGCUGUGCCAUUUACACUGCAACAAUAAUAAGGUCACAUACAGCUCUGGAGAAAAUUAAGAGAGCACUUUAGUUUCUGAAUCAGUUUUUCUGAUUUUAGUAUUUAUAGGUAUAUGUUUGAGUAAAAUGAACAUCAGUGUUUUAUUCUAUAAACUACAGACAACAUUUAUCCCAAAUUCUAAAUAAAAAAUAUUGUAAUUUAGAGCAUUUUUUGCAGAAAAUGAAAAAUGGCAGAAAUAACAAAAAAGCAGAGCUUUCAGAAAUCAAAUAAUGCAAAGAAAAAAGUUAAUCUUCAUAAAGUUGUAAGAGUUUAGAAAUGAAUAUUUGGUGGAAUAACCCUGGUUUUUAAUCACAGUUUUCCUGCAUCUUGGCAUGUGCUCCUCCAUUAAUCUUACGCACUACUUUUGGAUAACUUUAUGCCGCUCCUGGUGCAAAAAUUCAAGCAGUUCAGCUUGGUUUGAUGGCUUGUGAUCAUCCAUCUUCCUCUUGAUUAUAUUCCAGAGGUUUUCAAUUUGGUAAAAUCAAGUAAACUCAUCAUUUUUAAGUAGUCUCUUUUUCCCAGAGCUGUAUGUCUCUAAUCACCUGCGAAAGUUGUUCUUAAGGCAUACUGUACACCUGUACAUACUUGGGCUGCAGGAACCUUAUGAUCGGAUCUCCAAGGACAUGGUAAUUCCAGGUGUGAACAGGAUCUCUGGUGCUGCAGUGAAGCUGAAAGUGUAUCUACCAAGCUACUAAUUAGUACAAGACACUGUUCAUGGGUGACUGCCCACAGUAACCGCAUCACGCUACAGUAACAAGUUAUUGUAUGGAUUAAGGUGAUAUUCAUGGCAGGAGCACAAGCGAAACUAACUGCCUCAUCUAGAUCUGGGCUGAAGACUCCAUCCAAAGAAAACUGGAAGACUGUAACUGGCCCCUCCUCUAGUGGAAAUGACUGGAGAAAUCUGAUCACAAGCUCUCACAGGAGCUGCAUUUAAAAUUCCAGUAACGGCUAUGAGUUUUAGUGAGUUUUAGUGAUCAUUUGUGAUUGGUUCACGCAUGAAAUAUGCUAAUGCCAGGUGUGAACAGGGUUUAAGGUGCUGAACAACACAACACACACAGUCCACGCCCUCUCCUUCUCUCAGCCCUGAAUUUAUCUGUGGGCUAUAUUUAUAUGCUUUUUAUGUAUGGUGGGGAACCAAGCCAAAUUUGCACUGUAUCGAAUACGCUUAAUCCUUGAUUUAUUAUCAUGUUAUGACUAUGGACCUGCUUAGAUGUUAUUAUAUAUGUAUAUGUGUGUGUGUGUCUGUGUGUGUGAGUGAGUGUGGGUUUACAGUAAGAGAAAGAGAGAGUGAAAGCACAUGGGUAUCAUGUUUAUGUGUCUUCAUGUAGUAGUGUGAGUGUGUUUGUCGUAUGUGUGUUUGUCAUUGUUUAAACCGUGACUAUUACGGUAAACGCCUGCUUGCCAUUUAAUUUCGAUGCAUCCUAUUCAUUUUAAUAGAGAGAGCUGCCACAUGUCACAGUGUAUGAUGUGUUGAUCAUUUCUAUACUGAAAAAUAUACAAAAUGUUUUAACACAAAACUAUAUCCAAUGUUUCAGCACUGCAGGCAUAUAUUUAAAGCUUUUAAACUUCGUGUAUAAGCCUUUUAAAGCCUUUUAAAUUUCUAAAAUUAAAAUAAUAUCUUGGCAAGAAGUUAUACACUAUUUUUAAUUUGACUUAUUAUCUUUAGCAUUUAGCUUUAGCAUUUAGCAUUCAUUAAGAGUUCACUCAUGGGCUUCCUCUAGCGUCGUUUAUGGGUAUAAUGGAGGGGGCCAAACAAGUAUGGCUGCAUCCAGCCAAUCAGGGAAAAGUGUUUUGGUAAAUCAUUUGGUUCAUACACAGAAUGGACCUCUUCAAAACAGGGAGGGAAAUCUGAUUACGACUGUAUCCUGAUGACCAGAUUUAAAGUAGAAUACAAUUGAUUAAAUGUAAAAUUUCUUAAAAAGUAGAAUAUUUCCUCUUCCAUUGUUAUUUUGCUUGUUUUCAUUAAUGAACUUCACAGACACAUCCUGUGAAAUGUGUGGUGGAAAAUGGCAAGUGGACUUGUACUGUUAGAGCUAGGCCUUGUUCAGGCCAUAAACCUAAAAGUGGUGUGUUAGCACAAAGCUAUCAGGCAUUUUUUUUUACAUAAAUAAACGUGAAUAUUUGAAGUUUGUUAACACAAACAUACUGUUGCUGCCAUGAUCACCCUUUUUGCUGACAGCUGUAUCAAACUCAUUCUAAAUGGACCAAUAGAAAUGCUCCAGAAUUUAUAAUUUAUUAUAACAUUUAUAACCGUUGGAAUCGCUGAAAGCUGACUGACUUGUGGAUCCAUGAGGAUGUCUGAAGUAUGAUUUCACCAUUCAGACUUUGCGUGCAUCCCAGUAUAUAGCACAUGUACAGUACUGCUUACAGGCCCUCUAAACAAAUACAUGGCCAUAUUAAAUUGAAACAGCUCAGUGACGAGUCUGAAUUUAAAUGAUUAACAUCACUGGUUCUAAUAAACUUCAGUAGAGUUUCCAGAUUUGUCCCUUUCCUGGCGACUUUUCCAAGAUCACAAAAUAAUCUAACUCAGACCUGGUGACUCUCUCUAUUUCCAUAUAUUGUAAUAAAUCUGUGUGAUUUAACUUUUCCCUGUGUGUGUGUGUGUGUUUGUCUGCUGUUCAGUGUAAAGGUGCAGUGUUAGUUCUGCUCAGGCGUUCCAGCGCCCCCUGCUGUCAGGUCACGAGAAUGCUGCGUGGUUGUAUAGUUUGGAAUUUGUGAUGCACACCUGUAGUGUUAUUUGCUGCAUUUUAAUAAAUUAUGCUUUACAGUUGGAUUGUA